CAGCAUCAAAAGUAGAUUUAAAUAAAAGCAGCAGUGUAUAAUAAAUAGACCGAUAUCUGAGAGUACAGAGAGGCACAGUGACAUCUGUCAGGAGCUGAGAGACAGACAAGCCGGUGUCAGGGGAUCAGAACUACUGACAGACACCUGAGAGGCACAGAGACAGUGACAUCUGUCAGGAGCUGAGAGACAGACAAGACGGUGUCAGGGGAUCAGAACUACUGACAGACACCUGAGAGGCACAGAGACAGUGACAUCUAUCAGGAGCUGAGAGACAGACAAGCCGGUGUCAGGGGAACAGAACUACGGACAGACACCUGAGAGGUACAGAGACAGUGACAUCUGUCAGGAGCUGAGAGACAGACAAGCCGGUGUCAGGGGAACAGAACUACGGACAGACACCUGAGAGGUACAGAGACAGUGACAUCUGUCAGGAGCUGAGAGACAGGCAAGCCGGUGUCAGGGGAACAGAACUACGGACAGACACCUGAGAGGUACAGAGACAGUGACAUCUGUCAGGAGCUGAGAGACAGACAAGCCGGUGUCAGGGGAACAGAACUACGGACAGACACCUGAGAGGUACAGAGACAGUGACAUCUGUCAGGAGCUGAGAGACAGACAAGCCGGUGUCAGGGGAACAGAACUACGGACAGACACCUGAGAGGUACAGAGACAGUGACAUCUGUCAGGAGCUGAGAGACAGACAAGCCGGUGUCAGGGGAACAGAACUACGGACAGACACCUGAGAGGUACAGAGACAGUGACAUCUGUCAGGAGCUGAGAGACAGACAAGCCGGUGUCAGGGGAACAGAACUGCUGAUUAAGACAGAACAGAGAUGGCAUUGGAGCUGCUUGCAGGAUCUGGAGGUUCUUCUCUCUUGCGCAUUUACGACAUCAUUGCAAAGAAGCGAGAUGGGUUAACACUGACGCCUGAAGAGAUCAGACAUGUGGUACAAGGUGCUGUCAGAGGAGAGGUGCAGGACAGUCAGCUAGGCGCACUACUCAUGGCUAUCCGGAUUCGUGGGAUGGACUCAGAGGAGGCGCUGGGUUUGACACGGGAGAUGAUGACCUCUGGAUAUGUGUUUCAGUGGCCAGACAAGUGGGGCAGGACAGUAGUGGACAAGCACUCUACAGGAGGCGUGGGGGACAAAGUCAGCUUGCCACUAGCGCCAGCACUUGCUGCCUGCGGUUGUAAGGUUCCCAUGAUCAGCGGGAGAGGACUGGGACAUACAGGGGGGACACUCGAUAAACUAGAGUCUAUCCCUGGAUUUAGCUCACAACAGAGCCCUGAAAAGAUGCUGCACAUCCUGCGCUCCGUGGGCUGCUGUAUUGUUGGGCAGUCAGCGGAUCUUGUGCCAGCUGAUAAGAUCCUAUAUGAGAUGCGAGAUGUGACAGCCACAGUAGACAGUCUGCCCCUCAUCACAGCCUCAGUGAUCAGUAAGAAAGCAGCUGAGAAUCUUUCCUCUCUGGUACUCGAUGUAAAGUUUGGUGAGGCUGCAAUUUGUCAGACUCUGGAGGAAGCAAGACAGUUGGCCAACAGCCUUGUCAGUGUGGGGGUCUCUCUUGGUAUUCCCACAGCUGCACUGCUUACUCAUAUGGAUUUUCCCAUUGGACGACGUGUGGGAAACUUGCUGGAGGUGAUUGAGUCUCUGGAGUGUCUGGAGGGGGCAGGACCAGAUGAUCUGCGAGAUCUGGUGACACGUACAGGUGGCUACCUUCUCUUGCUGUGUGGCCAGGCUGUUUCAGAGGUGCAGGGUACGGAGCUCAUUGCCAGAGCACUGGAUGAUGGAUCUGCACUGAAGUGUUUCCGAGAGAUGGUGGAGGCUCAGGGGGUACCGCCAGAUAUAGCCAGGACCCUGACCUCUGCUUCAGACCUAGGUUCAGCAUCCCACCAAGAACUGCUGUACACUGAGAGUACAGGCACCAUAGAGCUGAUCCGGGCCAGACCCAUUGCUGAAAUUCUGAAUGCCCUUGGAGCCGGCAGAAUUCGAGCAACUGAUACUAUCAACCACAGAGUAGGCGCAGAACUGCUAGUGCGAGUGGGUCAGCAUGUGAACAAAGGUGAUGCCUGGAUCAGGAUUCAUUAUGAGAGCCCCCAGCUUCAGGACCCUCAGAGACAGACCCUCCAGAAGGCACUGUGCAUCACAAGCAAGCUACCCUUUACGCCACCCUCCCUCAUUAGGGAGAUUAUCCCACCCAAGGGCAAUAAAGACUAGGUGGUGGCAAGUGUAUACAGACAGGCAGAGAUCAAUUGAGAGAAUGGUUACUGUUAAGUGACAUGGUCCUAUAUCCAGUGAGACCCAUGAGUAAUUCUCCCAUAUACUCCUAGUAGCUCCUUCAGCAAUACCCAUUAUGCCAAAUCAACAUUCCAUAAUAAUUCUGCACUCACUGGGAAACAAUGUAAUGACUUGAUUUAAAAUAUUUUAUUAAAAACUAAGCUUACAGACCAGAC
Messenger RNA from Bombina bombina (fire-bellied toad), 2449 nucleotides. RefSeq names its product thymidine phosphorylase (gene TYMP). Gene Ontology annotation, biological process: pyrimidine nucleobase metabolic process; pyrimidine nucleoside metabolic process. NCBI's taxonomy places the organism in Eukaryota, Metazoa, Chordata, Amphibia, Anura, Bombinatoridae. The transcript has 11 exons. Gene Ontology annotation, cellular component: cytosol. Gene Ontology annotation, molecular function: 1,4-alpha-oligoglucan phosphorylase activity; pyrimidine-nucleoside phosphorylase activity. Bases 834 to 2213 code for a protein of 459 amino acids. The record is from RefSeq and is a predicted model, not a curated record.